UGGAAUGAAAAAGUAGUAAAAUCAAUUGGAAAUAUAUUGUUUUUUCCCUCCAUGUCUCGUUGUCUACAUAUACUGUUGUUCUGUUUCAUGAAUAAGAUCAAAAGAGAAAAUAAACAAGUUCUACAAUAAAUCUUUUUAGUAAAAUCUAGAGGCUAUUUUUCUUUUUACACAGCCUUUUGUUGACAAAAUUCGAAAUAUCUCUUUGACUAGCAAAUGUCAAAAGAAUUAAUUUGUUGAUGCAAAUACACAAAUGUUUCGUAUGUAUUCUAUAUAUUAGUUAUUAUGUAUGCAACUUGCUUCAAUAGCUAUUUUGAAUAUGAUUUUGUUGAAGUUAUCAUCCCUGAACAAAAAUCUUGCACAUUGAUCAUCUGUCUUUUAUCCAUGCAGGUUUUAUGUUGCCGAAGUCCUUCUUGCUUUAGAGUACUUGCACAUGCUUGGAGUUGUUUAUCGUGACUUGAAACCUGAAAACAUUCUUGUCCGGGAAGAUGGACACAUUAUGCUCACAGAUUUUGACCUUUCACUAAGGUGUGCAGUUAGCCCAACGCUUCUACAAUCCUCUUCCGAGAAUGAACCAGCAAAAAGUUCUGGCCCUACCACAAAACCAAGUUGCAUUGAGCCAUUCUGCAUUGAGCCCUCUUGUCAAGUUCCAUGCUUCAGCCCUAGAUUCUUACCCGCAGCAGCAAAAGCAAGGAAACUAAAAGUUGAUCUUGCAGCCCAGAUUAGAUCAUUGCCACAGCUUGUGGCCGAGCCCACCGAUGCCAGAUCAAACUCAUUUGUUGGAACACAUGAAUACUUGGCUCCUGAGAUCAUCAAAGGAGAGGGACAUGGAGCUGCAGUUGACUGGUGGACGUUUGGGGUUUUUCUUUACGAGCUCUUAUAUGGUAGAACACCCUUCAAAGGCUGCAAUAAUGAAGAAACACUAGUGAACGUGGUGUUGCAGAGUCUUAGGUUCCCAGACAGCCCAUUUGUUAGCUUCCAAGCGAGGGAUCUGAUAAGAGGGUUGCUGGUUAAGGAACCUGAGAACCGUUUGGGAUCAGAGAAAGGUGCUGCUGAGAUUAAACAGCAUCCUUUCUUUGAUGGCCUCAACUGGGCCUUAAUUCGUUGUGGUCUCCCACCAGAGAUUCCAGAGUAUUGUGAUUUUGGAGUUUCUGAUGUGACACCAGAAAGCAAGGGUGGUAAGUAUUUAGAGUAUAAUGCAACUGGAGAGCAUCUGGAGUUCGAGUUGUUCUAGAGAUACUGUUGGUUUUUUUUUUUUUAAAGAUAGGAUUCUUCCACGAUGGAUGUGUGAAGCUGUAACUUAUAUGUAAGCCUAUGUUGUAAAUUUAGUUUUGGUUUAUAUACCACGGUAUGACCGUAACUGGUGUAUGUGGACGUGGCAACUUGAGUGUUGAAUGAUAAUUCAUAAUUGCAAUCUUAAGGAACAAACAUUCUCGA
Arachis ipaensis is the source of this 1434-nucleotide messenger RNA. NCBI's taxonomy places the organism in Eukaryota, Viridiplantae, Streptophyta, Magnoliopsida, Fabales, Fabaceae. The record is from RefSeq and is a predicted model, not a curated record.